AUGAGAUCUACUCCAACACUUACCGUCCGGGUACUGACCCAUAAUAUCCGCUAUGCAACCAACUCUCCAUUCAAGGGAGAACGGCCUUGGGCUGAACGAAGACAAAAUCUUCUGAAUGAGCUAGAGUACCACUCCCGUCAUUGUGAUGAAACAUUCAUAUGUUUGCAAGAAGUACUCCAUAACCAACUUGAGGACAUUCGUGCCGGAUUGAACCCAUCUAAUGCUACUUUGAACCAAGGGUGGGCGUACAUUGGUGUUGGUCGGGACGAUGGCCAUCAAGCGGGUGAAUACUCACCAAUCUUCUAUCAGCCAUCGGUGUGGGCCUUACAAUCUUGGGAGACGGUAUGGCUCUCCAAGACUCCCUCCAAGCCCUCGAAAAGCUGGGAUGCAGCCUCCGUCCGCAUUGUCACCAUUGGCCUCUUCACUCAUCAUAAAACAGGCAAUGCUGUCCUAGCCCUUAACACACACCUCGAUGAUCAAGGAUCGCGUUCCAGACUUGAGGCUGCACGCAUCAUCUUAUGCAGAAUUCAUGAUUACCAGCAGGGUCGAUUUGGGGGUCUGAUCUCGGGCACAUUCUUAUCCGGAGACUUGAACAGCAAGGAAAAGCAGGAAGCAUACCUGGAGCUGACAGACAAGGGCGGCCUGAGCGACGCCUAUAAAUUGGUUCCCGACACGCGUCGGUAUGGGAACCACAACACCUUCACUGGGUUUGGACAUGGCAAGGAGCCACCAAAGCGUAUUGAUUUUAUUUUGCUGGCACGCGACGGGAACCAGCCCUGGAGAGUUGAUGGGUAUUCAGUGAUACCAAACCGGUUCGACGAUGAAAUAUAUAAUUCAGAUCAUUGCGCGGUGGUUGCCGACCUCACAUUGGUUGGCUAG
Messenger RNA from Penicillium longicatenatum, 879 nucleotides. RefSeq names its product endonuclease/exonuclease/phosphatase family protein. Bases 1 to 879 code for a protein of 292 amino acids. The record is from RefSeq and is a predicted model, not a curated record. Gene Ontology annotation, molecular function: 3'-5'-RNA exonuclease activity. Lineage: Eukaryota; Fungi; Ascomycota; Eurotiomycetes; Eurotiales; Aspergillaceae. The transcript has a single exon.